This is a messenger RNA of Penicillium griseofulvum, 1251 nucleotides long. RefSeq names its product Serine/threonine-specific protein phosphatase/bis(5-nucleosyl)-tetraphosphatase. Bases 1 to 1251 code for a protein of 416 amino acids. Gene Ontology annotation, molecular function: protein serine/threonine phosphatase activity. The record is from RefSeq and is a predicted model, not a curated record. Gene Ontology annotation, cellular component: nucleus; cytoplasm. The transcript has 2 exons. Lineage: Eukaryota; Fungi; Ascomycota; Eurotiomycetes; Eurotiales; Aspergillaceae.
AUGCAACAGAGUAGCGAGGUAGACUGGGUGCCGGAAGGCCCCCUUGGUGUUGGACCGCCUGCUGGAACUUCUCAAGUCGCGGGUGAAUUCAUCCUGAUCAAGGAGGACCAAUUAAACCCCAUUCUAGAUUCCGUAUCCAAUGAUACUCUGGGUAUAUCAGAACCUCCCAAUAUGGCAACGAGCGCUCUGAAUUCCAUCGAUUUGGAUGAUAUAAUCUCUCGGCUCCUAGAUAUGGGGUAUUCGACCAAAGUCGCCCAAACAGUGUGUCUUAAUGAUGCCGAGAUCACCACCAUCUGCGGUCUAGCUCAAGAGCUCCUCCUUUCUGAGCCAGUGCUCUUAGAGCUUCCCGCACCCUUUAAGAUUGUCGGUGAUAUUCACGGUCAAUAUACCGAUCUGAUCCGAGUCCUUGAAACGUGCGGAUUUCCGCCGGAAUCGCACUAUCUUUUCCUCGGUAACUAUGUAGACCGAGGAAAGCAGAGCCUAGAAACUAUUCUCCUACUAUUAUGCUAUAAGCUCAAGUACCCGGAGAAGAUCUUCCUUCUUCGCGGCAGCCACGAAUGCGCUAGCGUUACUAGAAUGGGCGGCUUCUAUGACGAGUGUAAGUGGCGCUGCAGUGCUAAGAUGUGGAAACUUUUGAUUGGAACUUUCAAUUGCCUCCCAAUCGCGGCGAUUGUAGCCGACAAUAUCUUCUGCGUUCAUGGCGGGCUGUCUCCUGAUCUGUUACAUGUGGACAAUAUUCGCGGAAUCGCUCGUCCUACUGAUAUACCCGAUCAUGGGCUUCUGACCGAUCUCUUAUGGAGUGACCCGACAGAUGUGAACAUGCAGGAAGACUGGGUGCCCAAUGAACGCGGUGUGAGCUUUUGCUUUAGUAAAAAGGUCAUUAAGAACUUUUUGGACCGACACGGUUUUGACCUGGUGUGCCGGUCCCAUAUGGUGGUCAAGGAUGGGUAUGAGUUCUCCCAGGACCGGACCUUAGUAACCAUCUUCUCGGUUCCUAAUUAUUGCGGCGAGUUCGACAACUUGGGCGCUAUUAUGUCUAUCUCGAAGGAACUCGCUUAUACUUUCGACUUGAUAAAGCCCUUGGGCUGGGCAGCGUUAAAGAAUUAUAUGAAAGAGGGUCGAAUAAAACGAGGCAGUAUGCUAAACAGAUCUGUAAGUAUUGCGCGUUCUUAUAACGUGUCCAGGAAUCGGGUGCACUUUGCAACUUGGAAUGCUGGGAUCCCCAUCUACCCUUCAGUUACUGACGAAUGA